GCAGCUUCGAGGCCACAAUCGCGCAACCAUCUCAAAGCAAGCGCUCAACCAACAUCACAUUUCAUACCCGCCAGACCCUUACGCCUUCUGCGAAUAUUUGAUUACUGAAGAAGAAUAUCCAAGACCUUGAAAUUACUCACAUACAACUGACUGAAGCAAAGUGUAAAAUCCAAGAUGAGCGACAAGAUCAAGCACCUCACCUCGAGCUCCGAGCUCUCAGACCUCUUCAAAUCAACGACUUACGUGGCGGUGGACUUCUACGCCGACUGGUGUCCUCCGUGCAAGGCGAUCGCGCCCAUCUACGAGAAACUAGCAGCGCAACAUGCUGUUGAAGGCAUCCUUGCCUUUGCCAAGAUCAACGUUGAUCGCGCCCAGGAUGCCGCGACGACGUACGGGGUCACUGCCAUGCCGACUUUCAUGUUCUUCAAGGAGGGGCGCCAUGUUGCAGUGAACGGCCAGAAUGUGAUUCAGGGCGCAGAUGUGAGGAGCCUUGGCGCGGCGGCCGAGAAGCUCGGCGGCCUUGCGCAGAAAAGGGCAGCUGAGGCUACGUCGUCAUGAUGGCGGGGUAGAUUCGGUCUGGUUGUGUUGGGUUAACAUGGUCGGAGUGGGAUGGCUGUGAGCACAGGGUGUUUGUGUACGGGGAUUGGGCCGUGUCAUCUUGGGGUGAGAAGAUGCAUGCAUGGGAUUCCGGCCUAGGAUCGCACGUCUACUGCCGCUGCUUCCGCCAUCUAAAGCACGUGAGGUUGUUUCAAGACAUCACAUGGAAAUUUUGGAUGGCCAAUUGCUGCUGCGAUAGCUACACCACAAAGGCAGCAGAGGACUCAGGAACCUCAUGCUGAUACUAGCAAUCAUACCUAACCUACUGGUUGGGUGGGCACAGCUGCCGACAGCUGUGAUAUACUAGGAUGUCAAGCUAGGCGGCAUGGUUUCGUAUGAGAUGCUUCCAAACGCUCAGCAUCUUCGAGCCUACACAGGUAGAAAGCAUAUC
This is a messenger RNA of Xylaria bambusicola, 988 nucleotides long. Its product is annotated as thioredoxin-like protein. The coding region runs from base 175 to 558 and encodes 127 amino acids. The transcript has a single exon. Lineage: Eukaryota; Fungi; Ascomycota; Sordariomycetes; Xylariales; Xylariaceae. The record is from RefSeq and is a predicted model, not a curated record.